Molecule: messenger RNA, 745 nt
Organism: Glycine soja
Lineage: Eukaryota; Viridiplantae; Streptophyta; Magnoliopsida; Fabales; Fabaceae
Product: mitochondrial import receptor subunit TOM9-2-like
Exons: 1
Coding region: 95-388 (97 amino acids)
Biological process (GO): intracellular protein transport
Cellular component (GO): mitochondrial outer membrane
Source: RefSeq, a predicted model, not a curated record
AGUAGUGACUAGUGAGUGCUAUAGAAUUAGGGUGAGAAGAACAGAACAAAAUCGCGAAGAACCCUAAUUGAUUUAUUGAUUCAUUUUCAUUCCCAUGGCGUCCCGAAGAGGUGGAGUCUCACUCCCAGACAGACCUAGCAACAACUCAAGCUCCGUCCUCGCGAAGAUCUCGCGCUCCUCCAUCGUCACCCGCGGCAAGGAAGCCGCCGGCGACGCCGCAUUCGUCGCCAAGAAGCUCCUCCGCAGCACCGGCAAGGCCGCGUGGAUCGCCGGCACCACCUUCCUCGUCCUCGUUGUUCCUCUCAUCGUCGAGAUGGACCGCGAGCAGCAGCUCAACGACCUCGAGCUCCAGCAGGCCAGCCUCCUCGGCACCCCCGCCCCCAAAUAAAAUUUGAGGUUUUCUCUCUGAUCUGAUUAUCCCUGUUUGGACACUCUGCUAUAUGAACUUCUGCUUCUAGGGUUUCCGGUUGCAAUAAUUUUUUUUACCGUUUCUAGAUUUUGAUUAUAAAAACCUUACUGUGAGGAGGAGUUUUGUGUAUUCUUACGAUUAAUAUAUGUCAUUAGUUGUUAAAACGCGGGUUGUUGAGUGUAAUUUACCUGCUACUUGGUAGAAUGAUUCUAUUUCAGCAUGCGUUAUGUUGGUGCUGCGUUAUUCUAUUUUGUGAUGAACAUGAGAAUGGGAUUCGUAUACUAUCUAGAAUGAUAUUGAGCUACAAUUAAGAUCGUAUUCCACAUGUUUAGAGUA